Molecule: messenger RNA, 754 nt
Organism: Cuscuta campestris
Lineage: Eukaryota; Viridiplantae; Streptophyta; Magnoliopsida; Solanales; Convolvulaceae
Source: the annotation of a GenBank genome assembly
AUAUCUCCUCUUCGUCUUCUCCCAAUAUAUGUGCCGGGCAGUAGGGGAAGAAGAAGAAGAAGAAGAAGAAGAAGAAGCAGUCUUCCCCGCCCCUCUGCAAAUUUUAAGCUCGCAGCGAUAUGAAGCUUAUUGGGCCCUUCUCUCUUUUCGCCUGGUCCAUUGGGCUCGCUUUCAUAUGCUCCCUCCUCUACGCCUCUUCUACCUCGAGUGACCCUUUGACAUGGCAAGGCCAUGGCAUGGCUGCCACAACUAAGAACAGAACGCCGAAGGAUAAUAAUGGCCAGUAUGGCCACUACGAUCCAAGCUUUGAGGAAGAAGAUGAGGUUGCACGAAAGGUUGUGAAUUUGGAAGACUACCAACCGAUCGAUCCGGUCCCAAGCUCAAAAGCCUCUGUAAGACCAGGCCCUAUAAAGCAUGACACUCCUUACUUGCCUUUCAUUCCUAAACCCCCUGCCCCUCCUCCGAAGAUGGCAUUCCCUUAAUGUGCCCCACAAACCGAUGCCAUAUCCAUAUGUUGCAGCCUUGCUUCUCUAUAUUAUCGCAAUAUUUCGGAGUUAUAAUAAUCUGGUAGCUAGUGAUGUGAUUAUAUUAUGUGAAGUUUCGUACUUUUACUAAGUUCAUGCACCAUUUAAUCUCUGUGUAAUAUUUUCUCCGGCUUGGAAUUCAUUUCUGCAAUGUAAGUUUGUGAAGGAAUGGCUGUGUUUGUUUGGUACACCAUUUGUUGCUGCAUUAUGAAUAAAAGUUUGAUGUUUUC